Oreochromis niloticus (Nile tilapia) is the source of this 767-nucleotide messenger RNA. RefSeq names its product ryanodine receptor 2-like. Gene Ontology annotation, molecular function: ryanodine-sensitive calcium-release channel activity. Gene Ontology annotation, biological process: release of sequestered calcium ion into cytosol by sarcoplasmic reticulum; striated muscle contraction. Lineage: Eukaryota; Metazoa; Chordata; Actinopteri; Cichliformes; Cichlidae. The coding region runs from base 139 to 564 and encodes 141 amino acids. The record is from RefSeq and is a predicted model, not a curated record. Gene Ontology annotation, cellular component: sarcoplasmic reticulum membrane; sarcolemma; Z disc. The transcript has 5 exons.
AAUGAAAAACUGUUAAAUGAGAAGAUGUCAUUUCAGUCAGUGGUGCACCAAAAUUAUUUUCCUUAAUACAGCUAUAAUUGUGCUAACUUUGGUGAAUGUGUUUGUUUUUGCAGUAAACUGGAUGAGGAUCAUCUCUACAUGGCCUACGCAGACAUCAUGGCUAAGAGUUGCCAUGAUGAAGAGGAUGACGAUGGAGAAGUGAAGAGUUUUGAAGAAAAAGAGAUGGAGAAGCAGAAGCUGUUGUAUCAGCAGGCUCGGCUGCACGACCGUGGCGCUGCUGAGAUGGUGCUCCAAACCAUCAGUGCUAGUAAAGGUGAGAUGGGUCCCAUGGUGGCAUCUACUCUGAAACUGGGCAUAGCUAUUCUCAAUGGUGGGAACUCAACCGUACAGCAGCCAGUGCACUACAGCUGCUGGCUACAGUGGGACCUCACGAGGCCUCCUCCUCCGGGCCUGGACAAGCCAACUUGCUGCCAGCUGCGGUUGCCACACCAGCUCCUGCGGCGCCAGGUGAUCCUCAGCCAGUAUCACAUGAAAAUGGACCCCGUUCCACUUUUCCCACUGUGAGCCACCUCGUGAACUUCUCCAAUGUUAGCAUAUUCAGCAGCCUUUCCCCUUCAUUGUGCCAGUCUGCAGGCACCUGGCCACCGCCUUAUGGAGCCACCUGGCAUAGGCAAAUGGCCAAUCCCUCAGCUCCAUCCAGAACCAACAGGAGUGGUCUUAGGGUGGUGAAGCAGGUCUAGGAUCACUCAAUGAACAUCAGGAAAGUA